AUGGAAGCAUCAGAGACCCAGGAACUUUUCACACAUUUAUCGAAAUGUAAACAUUUAAUGAACAGAACGCCACAUAAUCUUCAGCAAUUGAAUGAAUUUUGCCUCGAGUUUUUGAGACUUUCAGAGGGUCUACAGAGAUUCCUAUUGAAAAAUAAUAAUGGGCAACGUUAUGAUCAAAUCGACAUCAUAUAUCUGUGUUUGACCCAAAUUGUAACCUGCAUAAGGAAUAUGGAACGUGCAAUUAAAACAGAAGCCAGUCAUGGAAUUCCAAUACAGGCUGGAAAGGAACAUUUUAUAGAUCGCAUACAUUGGUGUUUGGAUCGUUUACGUUCCUGUAUUGCAAUAUUGAAAUCUGCUAGUGAGGCAGAUGAAUCUGGGGUCCAUGAAGAAAACACUUUUGUAGAUCUCAUGGAUAUGGUAUUGGAUCAAUUGGCUCCCUAUACAAGUUAUAAAGAUGAAAAUGCCUCGGGAAGUGAGAAAAAUUUGAUGGUGGAUGAAGAAAAUCAAAAUCAAGCAAAAAUUGCUAGCCAACAAAUCCGUUCCAAUAUUGAUAUGAUUUUAAGUCAUACUUUGGCAUUUGCUAAUGUUGCCCUGAAACAGGAUAAAAAGGCUUUGAGUGCCUUGUGUCAGAAGGUUAUACGGGAAUGUAUGGCAUUUCAAGAGGAAUGUACAAUGGCUACGCCGGUGAAUGAUAGUAAUCGUAAAAUCAAAGGUAUAUCAUUGGAAAAUGCUCUCUAUCAGCUGGAGGAUUACAUAAAUGAGGCGCUGUUGCGUUUGGUGUUUACAUGCUUUUUGGAUUAUGACAAACUGUCGGUGGAGCGGUUGAGAAAGGAAAUCAAAGAAAAGCGUAUUGAUGAUACACAAUUGGAUGAAUUAAUUGCUGAUUUUGAUGUCAACAUAGAUCGCACCACACAGAUUGGCAUGUUUGCUAUUGCCUUUGCGGCGAAUUCAAAGAUCAAAACGGUGGUACGCAGCUGUUUGGCCUCAUUUGAAUCCUUGGACUCUUGCAUUAUACCUUCGCUCCAGAGUAAAGUCAAUUCCAAUAUGUAUGCCCAUAUCUUGGAACAACAUUUCAAUGAUGAAGUCAGAAAUUUCAAACAAGCUAUACAGGAAAUUAUCGAUAGCUAUGCAUUCACCUCCUGCUAUUAUGAUCUGCUUAAUCAAGCUAUAAAGUCGUGCGAUAAACAAUAUAGCAAACAAGCACUUGAGGACAUUGCGCAAAUGGGAAAAUUCCUAUAUGAACAUUUUCAAAUAAUUGUCAAUCAAAAGGAAUUACAAAAAUAUGGUGAUCGUUUGGAAUUGUAUAAGAAAUUCACUGUAAUGCUGCACGAGUGUCAGGCCAUAUUGAAAUAUUCCGAUAGGGAGCAGAUUGAUGUGCAGCGUAUAUUAAAACGUUUUAAAAUAUUACGUUCAAUUUUACGUAAAUUUAUGGAUGAACUUGGUGGCAAAUCAUCCUUGGAUGGUGGUAAUCCAUUGAGUGCCACCAAAUCGCAAGUAUUUCUAAUGUCCGAUGAGUUAAGUGAAUCCCAGCAAAUGUUUGCAUCGAUUGGUAUAUCACCCAGUAUAUGUAGUAUAUUGUAUAGUAAUACUCCCGUGGAAAAGAAACGGGCACAGAAAUUGGCCAGUGAUUCCAUGAAAGGUAAUUAUUCGAAAAUACCAGUGACACCUUUAAAGGAAAAAGCCGUUUUAAAUAAUUCGUCCCCAAAACCAUCCAUAAAAUAUCCACCCAAUGCGGCAGUAGCAACAGCUCAAGUAAAUCGUUUUAAUGUACGAAGGAAGGAAAGUCUGCGUAAGGCCAUGUUUAAGAAACAUACAACAACAACAUGUGAUAAUGAUGAAAUAUAUGGAAUCUAUAAUAAAAAUAACUCUGGAAGUCUACAAAUAAGUGAAAUUCUCGAUGAUCUAAAUGAUUUUAGAAGUCAUUCGGCGGAGAAUAUGCUCGACACAAGUAUUAUUUAA
Musca vetustissima is the source of this 1959-nucleotide messenger RNA. Its product is annotated as serendipity locus protein alpha. Gene Ontology annotation, biological process: cell migration; cell-cell adhesion; cellularization. Gene Ontology annotation, cellular component: cytoplasm; membrane; catenin complex. The record is from RefSeq and is a predicted model, not a curated record. Bases 1 to 1959 code for a protein of 652 amino acids. The transcript is spliced from 6 exons. NCBI's taxonomy places the organism in Eukaryota, Metazoa, Arthropoda, Insecta, Diptera, Muscidae. Gene Ontology annotation, molecular function: actin filament binding; beta-catenin binding.